This is a messenger RNA of Asparagus officinalis (garden asparagus), 3078 nucleotides long. Its product is annotated as phospholipase D alpha 4. The record is from RefSeq and is a predicted model, not a curated record. Gene Ontology annotation, cellular component: plasma membrane. Gene Ontology annotation, biological process: phospholipid catabolic process. Gene Ontology annotation, molecular function: D-type glycerophospholipase activity. Lineage: Eukaryota; Viridiplantae; Streptophyta; Magnoliopsida; Asparagales; Asparagaceae.
CCCCCGCAUCCAAAGAUUGAUCUCAUCAGUUCCCUAUUUGAUUCAUUCAAAUUCAAUCAAAGUGCUAGCCACAGGAAUCAAUGGAGGGAAACAAAAGGUUCCUACACGGAACUCUGAAGAUUACAGUCUUCAGUGCCACACCUCAGAGCCCAUCUCUCUGCUUCAAUUGCGUAUGUACAGGAUCGAAUCCUGCGCAUGUAAGAAUCAAGAUUGGAAACACAAGAGUGGCCGAAACGAGACACGAGCUCAACCGAGUUUGGAACCAGAGCUUCAGAGCUACCGAUACAAUGAUUAAACUGUCUCUAAAGACUGCGUUUUCGACGCUAGGAAAGGUCCAAAUACAGGCGAGCCACUUGUUGAUAGAAAAAGAUCAAGUAUUUAACCAGUUUCUUCUCACUAACAAAGGGAGGUUGAGCACUAAGCUCAAACUUGCCUUCAAUCUUAGUUUUCGCCGUGCUAAUUGUGAGCUAGAUUGGGGGAGAGGGCUGACUCGUCGAGGAUUUGCAGGGCUCACCAAUGGUGUUACAUUCCCACAAAGAUCAAAUUGCAGGGUUAUACUGUAUCAAGAUGCACAUCACGGACCCAAGUUUGAACCGAUUAUCGGUCUUGGAACUGACAAGUGUUACAAGCCGAGAAAACUGUGGGAGGAUGUGUUCAGGGCUAUCAACGGGGCAAAAAUUUUUAUUUACAUUGCUGGAUGGUCAUUCAAUCCGAAAACGGUCCUGGUACGUGAUCCUCAGACUGAUAUACCGAAUGCCCAAGGAAUUGAAAUUGGCGAAUUAUUAAAGCGAAAGGCAGACGAGGGUGUUGCUGUCAGGGUCAUGAUUUGGGAUGAUGAGACCUCAUCGCAUUGGAUUAAGAAUCAGGGUGUUAUGAGGACUCAUGAUGAGCAGGCUUUGGACUACUUCAAGCAGACCAAGGUAGUAUGCAGGCUUUGCCCAAGGCUUCAUCACAGUUUUCCGACUCUCUUUGCUCACCACCAGAAAACUAUCUCUAUGGACUGUAAUACUGCUGAACUAUACAAUAUUGCUGGAGAAGACAGCUGCGGUGACAGGGAGAUCAUCAGUUUUCUUGGGGGUUUGGACCUGUGCGAUGGAAGAUAUGAUACUGAGGAACAUUCCUUGUUUCAAACACUCAACUCCGAGUCCCAUGCCCAUGAUUUCUACCAGAUAAACUUUGCAGGUGCUACCCUUCGUAGAGGAGGCCCAAGAGAGCCAUGGCACGAUGCGCAUGCUUGCGUCAGCGGAGAAGCAGCAAGAGAUGUUCUUGAUAACUUUGAGCAGCGUUGGAUGAAACAGUGUAAUUCUUCUCAUCUUGUCCCCAUCAAGAUCGGAACUUGUAAUAAAGAUCGCUGCCAUGGUAUCCGGAAUUGGAAUGUACAGGUUUUUCGAUCAAUAGAUCACGUAUCGGUGCAAGCACUUCCAGAUAGAAGUCAUACUGCCGAGCAAAGCAUUCAUGAUGCAUAUGUGGCGGCAAUUAGACGAGCAGAGAGAUUCAUCUACAUUGAGAACCAGUAUUUCAUCGGAGGAUGUCAUUUGUGGGAGCAAGAUCAGCACAGCACAUGCACAAAUUUGAUUCCUGUAGAGAUUGCACUUAAGAUAGAGCUAGUUAUGCCAAUGUGGCCUGAAGGUGUGCCAGAAAGUGAGCCCGUGCAAGAUAUACUGCACUGGACUAGGCUUACGAUGGCAAUGAUGUACAAGUUGAUAGCACAGGCCAUACAAGAAGUCGGAGCGAGCUCUCAUCCAACAGAUUACCUGAAUUUCUUCUGCCUUGCUAACCGAGAAGAGAAGGGCUGCGGGGAAUAUAUCCCACCAGCUUCGCCUCCUCAUUCGAGCAAUUACUGGAAAGCUCAAAACAACAGAAGAUUUAUGAUCUAUGUCCAUUCCAAGAUAAUGCUAGUUGAUGAUGAGUACAUUGUGAUCGGCUCAGCUAAUAUCAACCAAAGAUCAAUGGGUGGAGAGCGAGACACUGAGAUAGCCAUCGGGUGUUACCAGCCUGAACAUGUGGGUAAAGAAGGAAGCAGAGAAGGGGAUAUUCACAAGUAUCGCAUGUCGUUAUGGUAUGAGCACAUAGCAAAGGUAGAAGCAGCGUUUCUAGAGCCGCAGAGUAUUGAAUGUGUAAGCGUUUUGCGAAGGAUUGGUAAGGAGAUGUGGGACGUGUAUAGAGGAGAUGCAGUGGUGGAUAUGAGAGGUGUGCAUAUUGUUAGUUAUCCGGUGGAUAUAUCGGAAGAUGGCAGAGUUGAGGAUGUUGAUGGGGGUAAAUUCCCUGAUACAAACUCAUUGAUAAAGGGAAGGAGAUCAAUGUUGCUUCCUCCAGUCUGCACUACAUAAGCUAGUUACAUGGUUCAAGCAAACUACCGACAUCCACUGCGACCCCAUGGGUUAAUGUUGUCAAUAGGCUGUCACGUAGUCUCGAUCCUCAAAAGGAAAUGGAUGUUGUUACCAUAGUCAGAAAAGAGCGAAAUAUUCCCAUCUCUACAUCGAUCUCGUGGCUCUACCACAGUUGUGAAAUUAAGUGUGGUUGGAAGUGGGAUUAAAAAGUUGUUUAAAAGGAAAGUAACAAAAGAGAAAUGUUAGUUAAACAAAAAACUCGAUGUUUGUUAGCGUGUUAUUCUUGUAUCAUGUCUUAACUAUAACUCAGAUGCUAAUCCUUCCUUAAUAGAUAGGCGCCAAGCAAUCAAAAUGAUCUCAAUCUUCCACGGUAACAAAAGAAACCAUCCAUGCCCAGGCUGAAAACAAGCAAAAAUAUAUUCCCCACUGAAGGGUAGGCAUUUCAGCCUCGAGGUCGGAAACGACCAAAAUGAUUAAAACCCACACAACAUACGGAACCAAGUCGUUUUCAAGAUCUUCAGGAGCAAAAGUAAUUCCAUGUGAAUAAUAUGUUGCGAAAUUUCUUUACAUCUUAGAGGUGCGUACAAAUCAUAAGCUAAAUUGCAUCACCUGUUGAGAUUAGUGUUAGUAAAAUAAUCACUCUGAGUACCGCACUCCUUCAAAUUUUGUGGGAUAUCGACUUUCACAAGCAACAUUUCUCAAGCUAUGAUGCACUUUCACAUUUCAUGAUUUGUAAAAUUUUAUCGCU